AAAAGACACCCCUGUAGACGUUAGGUCCAAACCAAGGUUUUGUUCCUCAAUAAACAGCUGAUAAACAGCAGCGAUGUGACAGGUGAAGGCUGCCAUUACUCUCUAAUUCACCUCAACUUCACCUUAUCAUGAUAACUCACUCUCCUUCUAUCUUUUUAUUUUCCCUUAGUACAGCCUAUGUACCAGGUCUGUUUGUGGUGUUACAGUAGUUUCUUACUAUUUGGAUGUUACUACAGGGGACUGGAAAUCUAAUCAUCAUCUCUAAUUCACUUCUAUAGGUAAUAGAUAUCUUCUCCAUCAGUGCAAAGCACAUGGGAUUGCUCCAUACAGUUUUUAGUUUCAAACUAUUUGCAUUCUUGUUGUAAACAGUCAGGUUUUCUCUCAGUUCUGACGUUUUGCAGUCAGAGCUCAUUUACGACGUUAGUAUUAAGUUUAGAUUUUGUUACUGUUGCCUAUAAAUUGAUAUGGAAGCAGUGACGCCUCGCUGAGCCUGCAUCGUCCAUUACAGACAUUAUGUCUUUACCUUCGUGACUCUGAAUACUUUGUUGUUACUGUUUUGUUUUGUUUUUUCAUUUAUGGACUUUAAGUGGAUUUAACGCAACGGUACAAUCACUUCCAGCCGACUCGCACGCCUCGGUACCGGACCGGACCGGACCGGACCGGACCACCGCUGCUCCCCGGCUCUCUGCCUCCGACUCCGCCUCUCGGCACCGACGCGCGAGCGAGCGACUCCCCAGCCAGGCUGCCGCCACCCCGGAGCCCCUUCCAGCUCCGGCGCGUUCCCCGAACCGGACUCUCCCUCGCGAACCAGAUGUAGUCGCGGUCCCGCUAGAAGAUGCGAGGAAGAAAUAAAGCGACCCGGGCUUCGAAAGUACAAUAAGAACACGGAGCCGCAGCAGCGGGGAACUUUUCCUUCUUUGCCCCCAUUUUCUGGCCCCGCGGCGGGGCAGGACAACAAGCGCAGGCCCGGGGGGGAGGGUUAGACGAGACCGUAUGAUGUGGGUCUGGUACCUUCUGCUGGGUUCUGGGUCGGGCUCCGGAACUGUUGGACCCUGGCUGCGGCGUCUGUGGAUUAACUGGACCCCUAGAGCUGUGACACAGUGCGGUCCAUUAGGCAGAAAGUGUGUGCGGGGAGGAGGGCUCAGACAGGUUUGAGUCCAUGGAGUAGAAAGCCAGCUGCUUCCGGGGAACAACUUCACCACCGAGUGCAACAUCCCUGGAAAUUUCAUGUGCGGCGACGGGAAGUGCGUCCCGGGCGGCUGGCAGUGCGACGGACUCCCCGACUGCUUCGACAAGAGCGACGAGAGGGGCUGCCCUAAGGUCAAAUCGAAGUGCUCCCCGACGUUCUUCGCCUGCGCUAAUGGCGUCCACUGCAUCAUCGGGCGCUUCCGCUGUAACGGCUUCAGCGACUGCCCCGACGGGAGCGAUGAGCACAACUGCACUGGAAACCCGUCCGUGUGCUCGGACGCCCGCUUCAAGUGCCGGAACGGCCGCUGCGUGGACCGCAGCUUCCUGUGCAACGGCCAGGACAACUGUCAGGACAACAGCGACGAGGAGCUCUGCCUGACGACCACAGAGGCCUCGGGCCAGGACUUUGUGACGCUGGACUACCGCCUGCGCUACUACCCCAGCAUCACCUACGCCGUCAUCGGCAGCGCCGUCAUCUUCCUCCUGGUGGUGGCGCUGCUGGCCCUGGUGCUGCAUCACCAGAGGAAGCGGAGCGUCCUGUUGCCCAGGAGCGUGAGAGGGAGCUCCCAUCACCACCACCACCACCACCAGCCCCUCCUGCUGUCGCGUCUCGUCAUCCUGGACCGGAGCCACGUGCAUCCUGGAGGUCCGGGUCUGUCACCAGGCUCCCCCACCACUGCAAACCACUACAACUCGAAUCCUCAGGCGCUCCAGCUGUUGUCUGGGACGCUGUAUCCCUCAGGCCUCCCCAUGGACUCCCCUCCGUCAUAUUCAGAGGCCGUUCUUGAUGUCAGUCGGCCGCCGUGGUUCGAUCUCCCCCCUCCUCCCUACCUGGCACAUGGGGAGCCUCCAUCAGACGGUGAGCUGCCUCAGUAUGAGGCCACACAGGACACUCUGAGCCCCCUCACGAUGCCAGACGCGGCACCCUCCACACCCAGAACUGUGGCCUCGGGCUCUCGGGCCAGCGCCGGGGAUGGAGCCGCCGUCUUACAGGCUGGGGACAAAUAGAGGUCGCUGGACUGAAGGACCCGAGGCCAGGACAGCCCACGACGAGGACAGAGACGUGGGCACGUUGUCCCAAACGCGCUGGCGACGCGGCGGCACAGUGAAGCCCUUGACUGAGACCAGCUUUUCCUGCUAGACUGACAGUGUGACUGAUGCUGCGAGCUGGCGCCCCCUGCUGGGGUUGUCUAACACUAAGCCUUGAUUGGUAUCUUGAUUUUAGACUUCAGUUAAAUAGUUCUCCAAUGAAAAAUUUACCAGUGACAACAAUGUGUGUCUGUAAAGACACAAUUAAUAGAAAGAUGAUGAUGAACUUGUGUCAUAAAAGACAUGGAAUAAUCAAGAUACAAUAGUGUGUGUGACACACUUUGGCAGCACUUGACGGAGAAUGAUUUUAAUACUUCUUGCUAUGCUUCAUGUUUUGCAUCAACAAUAUUUUCUGUCAUGGUUUAUAACAAAACAUAUAAAGACUUUAAUUUUAAAUACUAGAAGUUUUUUAUUAGAUGCAAUUUUAAGAGUAAUUCAGAACCAAACCUUUGUAUCUGUUUUAAUUCAAACACAUAGUACUUUCCUGUACAGACAUUGAGUCACAGUCAACUCAUUAAAAUAGAAUUUUUUUAGUGUUUUUUACUUGAAAGAGAAAUUAUAGAUCUUUCUAGAAGAUCGGCGGCUUUUACUUUAUUGUUUGUUGUGUUUCAUUUCCAGCUAGAAAUGUGAAGAGGACCAUUGAAGUUCCUGAACAAUGCCAGGCAGAAGUGGCAUUAAAAGCAUACAUAAGCAUGCAUUCCUGUGGCCAGCAGAGCCACUCCUGUAUGCAAUAUUAAUAAUAACAAUUUGUUUCAUCUAUUUAUCAAAAAAUAAGAACUAGUUUCCUGCAGCCUUAUUUUAUGCCUGUCUGAGAUUUAACAGCAAGCUUAUGACAACAUGCAUUUAAAACCUAAAGCUUGGAUCGCCUUCAUUCUGGUUGAGGUUUCUACUCAACAUAACUCUGACUGUGUCCAACAGGAAGUCUAGACAAUGCUGAAAUCCAUAUCUGAAGUAUUUUAGUGAAUCAAUCAGUACUAACCUGAAAUGUAAAUAAGUAAAUACUAGUCAGAGGUUAAUAUGAGUACAAUGUUUAACAAUGUCAUGUAGUGCUUUCUUGUGCUUUUCCCUAGAACCAGCAGUGAAGCUGCAGAAAUGAGAACAAUGAACCAAAGAUAAUCAUUAUUAACCAUCUCUCCACUAUAACUCCAAAUGAUUGUAGCUUAUUACGUUUGGAAUUAACUGAAUCAGACGGAAAUCAUUUUAUUUUUUGUAAAACUGGAAAAACAUUCUCAGGUUUAAACCAGACUGUCAGUUCUGUUGUUCAUAGCGUGUUUGUUUGAAGGAACGUGGUGAACUCUGCUGUCCACUGCGACAUGUUUGGCCUUUAUAUCUAGAAAUCAAACUCCGACGUUGUUGCGUUGAUGAGCCUUUCUGGAGACCAAUUCAUAAGCAGCUUUAUAUUUUGUCAAUAUGUGAUUAUUGAUUGAUCUGGAGUUGCACUGCCAGCCUGUCAAAUAAAAGCCACAUUCUAAUAGAGAAAUAAAUAAAUAAAGGUUUAGCCACUG
This is a messenger RNA of Betta splendens (Siamese fighting fish), 3782 nucleotides long. It is a transcript of the gene ldlrad3, whose product is annotated as low density lipoprotein receptor class A domain containing 3. Gene Ontology annotation, molecular function: protein binding. Bases 1228 to 2196 code for a protein of 322 amino acids. The transcript is spliced from 7 exons. Gene Ontology annotation, cellular component: plasma membrane. The record is from RefSeq and is a predicted model, not a curated record. Gene Ontology annotation, biological process: receptor-mediated endocytosis. Lineage: Eukaryota; Metazoa; Chordata; Actinopteri; Anabantiformes; Osphronemidae.